Messenger RNA from Agrilus planipennis (emerald ash borer), 1884 nucleotides. Its product is annotated as catalase-like. Gene Ontology annotation, molecular function: heme binding; catalase activity. Gene Ontology annotation, cellular component: mitochondrion; cytoplasm; peroxisome. The record is from RefSeq and is a predicted model, not a curated record. The coding region runs from base 31 to 1539 and encodes 502 amino acids. The transcript is spliced from 2 exons. NCBI's taxonomy places the organism in Eukaryota, Metazoa, Arthropoda, Insecta, Coleoptera, Buprestidae. Gene Ontology annotation, biological process: hydrogen peroxide catabolic process; response to hydrogen peroxide.
AAAAGCGGCAGAGCUAUUGAAGAAGUCAGGAUGAAGAUGAAGUUCCUAAUGCCAGAACUCGUUGCUGUUUUAUUAUUAGCUGGAACAAUACCUAGCUAUGCCCAACAGGAUAAUUACAUAACUACUGGGUUUGGGGCACCAGUUUCCUAUAAGGAUGCAUCCUUAACAAUUGGUCGUCGUGGCCCAUUACUACUGGAAGAUACAGAAUUUAUCGAUGAAAUGGCACACUUUAACCGAGAGCGAAUACCGGAAAGAGUAGUGCAUGCUAAAGGUGCAGGUGCAUUUGGUUACUUUGAGGUCACCAACGAUAUCACUCGGUACUGUGCAGCCUCUCUUUUUUCAACAGUUGGAAAAAGAACGAAAAUCGCGGUUCGGUUUUCCGUAGCUGGUGGUGAAAGAGGUUCGGCGGACACUCGACGAAGUUCACGUGGUUUUGCCAUCAAAUUUUACACAGAAGAAGGAAAUUGGGACCUUGUAGGAAGUAAUUUUCCAAUAUUUGCUAUUCGAGAUCCCAUUCUAACCCCCAGUAUGAUCCAUGCCCAAAAGAGGCAUCCAGCAACCUUUCUUCCAAACAGCGACAUGCAAUGGGACUUUUUCACUUCGAGACCGGAAACAACUUAUUUGUUACUUUAUACGUUCUCCGACAAGGGAACUCCUGAUGGAUACAGAUUUAUGGACGGUUUUGGAGUUAAUACGUUCAAACUGAUUAAUGCCAGCGGCCAUCACGUUUAUUCUAAAUUUCAUUAUUUAUCAGAUCAGGGUUUGAGAAACUUAACGGCAAGGAGAGCUCAAGAACUUACAGCCGAAGAUCCCGAAUAUGCUAUAAGAGAUUUGUAUAAUGCAAUUGGAUCCAGUAAUUAUCCAUCAUGGACAUUGUACAUUCAAGUAAUGACCGACGAGCAGGCAAGGAAUAGUAGUUUUAAUCCAUUCGACGCCACAAAGAUAUGGCCCGAAGAUAUAUAUCCUUUAAUUCAAGUAGGCCGAUUAACAUUGAAUGAAAAUCCUACGAAUUUUUUCCAAGAUGUCGAGCAAAUGGCCCUGUCUCCAUCAAAUUUGGUGCCUGGAAUCAAACCUUCGCCCGAUAGAAUUUUACAAGGAAGACUGUUUUCUUAUCCAGAUACUCAAAGAUACAGAUUAGGACCCAACUUUCUUCAAAUUCCUGUCAACUGUCCGCUUUACGUCCGAAAUUAUCAGAGAGACGGUCCAAUGUCUUACAAUAAUCAGGGAAAUAAUACGGUUUAUCAUCCGAAUUCAGUAGAUUCGUUAAACGUUAGUCAAAGGGCAGCAGCAUUAAGUCCACCGUACUCCGUUAGUGGUGACGUCUCCAGGUACGACAAUGGAGACGAAGAUAAUUUUUCUCAAGCUAAAGACUUUUACGAAAAUGUAUUAGAUGAGGCGCAAAGGGAUAAUUUACUUGAAAAUUUGGCAAAUGCCAUUGCCACUGCAUCUGAUGACCUCCAAAAUCGGGCAGUUGACAUGUUCACUAACGUUUCUGAAGACAUGCGGUAUCAACUUCAAGCAUUGCUAGGGAUUUGGUAGAACCUUUCCGUCCCAGAUUUUCCCCAUUCGUUUUAAAUGUUCACUUAAGGUUUUACAAAACAUUUUCAAAUGCAAUUAAAUCAUAUACCAUUUGUAACAUAGUCUGGUGAUGUAAAACAAGACAAUUUUUAAAUUUUUGGAUUUUUCUGCACCCUAUAAUUAGUAUUUUUAGUCGUUUUAAAAAAAUUUAAUCCCUAUGAAAUUAAAUUGGCACUUUUGUAAAACAAUAUUUCGUUUAGUGUUUGAGAUAAGGAGUCGUUUUUUAAUCUGCAUCUUCUUUCUCAAAUAUAUCUUAAUAAGCAACGUUCACAUAUUUGUUUGUCAAUAAAAAUUAGACCACACCAA